Molecule: messenger RNA, 1722 nt
Organism: Pomacea canaliculata
Lineage: Eukaryota; Metazoa; Mollusca; Gastropoda; Architaenioglossa; Ampullariidae
Product: zinc finger protein 865-like
Exons: 6
Coding region: 100-1722 (540 amino acids)
Biological process (GO): epidermal cell differentiation; regulation of transcription by RNA polymerase II
Cellular component (GO): nucleus
Molecular function (GO): DNA-binding transcription factor activity, RNA polymerase II-specific; RNA polymerase II cis-regulatory region sequence-specific DNA binding
Source: RefSeq, a predicted model, not a curated record
CGUUGGUCGCGAGCAUGUCGACAGAGAAACGAGAGGUGGGAGGAGGCGAUCGGAAACAAACUGGAGGACACUGAAGCGACAGACGAGAAAGCAAGCAUCAUGGCGCGCCAUGGCAACGCCAGACCUGCAAUGAGUAUAUCAGGACAGGAGAAGGUCGAGGAAAGCCACGGAAGGGUCAUGCACUCUCUUGACAGGAAGUCUGAGAUGAUCGCCACGCCGUCGCGAGUUUUUAACGGGAAAGGCCGUGACUACAACGACAUCAAUCAAUCGUUUUUUCUCUCUGCACGAUCGCAGACUGUCCGCCAUGGUCGUCCGGACAUCCAGACAGCUAGAGGCAUGGACUAUUCCUUCUCAGAAGGCAAUGAAGAUAAAGAGAACUACAUGUACUUGCAGUCAGACAAUUCUAUUACUUCUUCUGACUUGGGCAAGUGGGUGAGUCGCAGAACCCCUAUUAGACUAACAUUUAGCGCCAGUCAAAAGAACGCAACCGGGACCAACUCGCCCUCGGGAAAAUUAUGGAAAGAUUUCAACGAUUUUCUGUCUCGCAAGAGACACAUAUUAAGCAACCUACAGCCUGAGACAAACGUGUUCCAGACUGCAUGGACAGCGUCUGACAGUCCUGACUGGGACAGUGGCAAAGGUCCCCUUGACCUUUCUGUACCUUGGAGGAAACGUGCAGAGUCAAUCUCCACCGUUGCAGACGACAGUUCAGGGGUUGUUGUUGCUGAUACUGAUCUCGCACAGCAGGUACCUGCUGCACUACCCAAUAAAUCAUCAACAGCAGGAAUUUCCGGGUUGACGUUCUCCAUCGAGAACCUUCUGAAAACCGACAAAAAGCCCACAAAAGGGCCUGGAUGCACGGAGACAGCGUACGCAGGUUCUGCUUUUGAUUCUUGUGGACACAGGUUUGAACAUCAAGGUCACGUGAUCGCCUCGUCAGGUAUACCAUCUCCUUGCAGCCCGCCGCUGACACCUGUCGACAACCACCAGCAGCGCAGGGUGUCUUCAGUUGCACCCACAGUCGACACCGAGGACGCUGCGGUGAGGACGAGCAGACACACAGUCUUCCUCGAAAGCAAAGGUCAUGCGGAUGGCGAGAGAACAGAAGGUCAUGAUGAGGAUGGCGAGGCCAAAAGACAGGACAUGACGAUGAAGAUCGAGAAAGAGAAGACAACCCGGAACUCCAGUCUCCUGAAGCCCGAUGCGGCUUUGGGUCACCUCAGUCACGUGAUCUCAACAUACGCUCCUAAUGUCAACCUCUGCCCGAGCCUUGUCAAGACCGUCAGUAGUGUUAAGGAUGGGUUUGUAGGCGUCAUCAACUCCGGACUUGGAAUCGUGAACCCAAACUACACGAGGAACUUCAUUCUGCCGUCGGAUAUGCCGGGUUCCUUCCAGUGCUCUGUCUGCAACAAAGUAAUGAAGAGCAAGCGAACUUACAAUCGACACAGACGCAGCCAUUUGCCCGUCAAACACUUUCUCUGUGUCUUCUGUUCCAAGGGCUUCAACGAUUCCUUCGACUUGAAGCGCCAUACUCGAAUUCACACAGGCAACAAGCCGUACGCGUGUCCUAUCCCGCCCUGCACGAAGACCUUCGCCCAACGUGUGACCCUAGAAAAUCACAUGGAGAAGAUCCACGGGGCCAAACAAUCUUACAGGAAGAAAGAGCGCCGCCCCAAGGUGUAUGUCUGCGAGCUGUGCCAGACAACAUUCCACACCACGUGA